This is a messenger RNA of Fundulus heteroclitus (mummichog), 1189 nucleotides long. RefSeq lists its product as uncharacterized. NCBI's taxonomy places the organism in Eukaryota, Metazoa, Chordata, Actinopteri, Cyprinodontiformes, Fundulidae. Bases 125 to 1189 code for a protein of 354 amino acids. The record is from RefSeq and is a predicted model, not a curated record. The transcript is spliced from 8 exons. Gene Ontology annotation, molecular function: protein binding.
UCCUCUAUGGCUCAUCACAGAGUCAUCCGUCUCGUUUUAAAGGGAGUCUGUAGCCUCUGAUGCUCCAUGUUGUUUGAGCUUAUCAUAGUCUCACUUUCCUCAGUUCAGAGGUUGCACAGUGGCCAUGAGGACACGAGGUUUCACACGGUGUGGAGUUAUAUUUGGGCUGUCUGUAGUGAUUGUCCGACUCAUUGGCGGGUCGACUGGGUUAGUCUGCUACACUGCUGUGGAAUCACUGGACUUAGGUUGCCUCCUGCGGUGGGAUUGUCUCCAUGCCAGUCCUAAUAUCACCUACACCGUGCAGACAAAGACUCAGGGGGAUCCCUGGCAGGACGUCCCGUGGUGUGUUUGGAUCUCCUCCCGAAGCUGUGACGUCUCCCAUGUCUUUUCGGACUUUGAGCUCUACAACAUGAUUCGCCUUGGAGUCCACCUCAGCCCCAGCUCCACUGUCUGGAUCAAGCCACACAAGUUUGACUACAGCGACUUCACCUUCAGCCCUCCAUCUGUCUCAGUCUCUUUGAAGAACGACAGCAUCUCUGUGAAGGUGCAGUUUCCCUGCGCUACCAACAGGAGGUGCUCUCAUGAUGCAUGCUGUCCCAUCUCAAAGCUGAUAGACCCCUGGACCACAGUUACUGUGUACAAUGAGCGCAAUCGCUCUGACAACCAGAGCCGCACGGUUUGGACCCAGGAAGUAGUCUCCACCGUGGAGUUCUCAGGUCUGUCCCCAGGUCAGAACUACUGCGCUGUGGCCAACUUCUCCUUCCCAACCUUCUCCAUAGCUGCUUCCCCCAAAUCUGCUCCAGGGUGUGUUGAAACUGGCUCCCGAUGGGGGAUGCUGCCAAUGUAUUGUGUAGGACUUGCUCUGUCCUUGCUGUUCCUGGUGUUGUUUCUCGCUGGCUUCCUGCGAAAACCCAGACGUGACAGAACGACUGCUGACAAUCCACCGAAGCCUCUGGCAACUGUUCAAGAUGCUGAUUCUUCGGCCCCUCCCAUCUUUGUCGACCCCUGUGACAUCCACGUGGAGCUCGUAGAUGACCACAGCUCCAUCGACUCUUUUCACGGUUUUCACAAAGCCCCGACCUCAGGCGCAGAAACGAAGCGCUCCAGCCAACCUACGCAUUUUGAUCACAGCAGAGGAGUCACAGUGCAGCAUGAGGUCCAAGAUAUGACCUUCGAGAGCUACAACUGA